Molecule: messenger RNA, 1288 nt
Organism: Temnothorax curvispinosus
Lineage: Eukaryota; Metazoa; Arthropoda; Insecta; Hymenoptera; Formicidae
Product: ATP-citrate synthase-like
Exons: 5
Coding region: 119-1288 (389 amino acids)
Biological process (GO): tricarboxylic acid cycle; succinyl-CoA metabolic process
Cellular component (GO): succinate-CoA ligase complex
Molecular function (GO): succinate-CoA ligase (ADP-forming) activity
Source: RefSeq, a predicted model, not a curated record
GGGACGAUGUUACAUAUUGCUGUAGUGUCACAUUGAACGUUCAGUUAACUGCCGCAAGUGACGGUAAGAACUGUGACAUCCACGUUAAGUCAAACAUUUUUAAAGAAAUUUCUAAACAAUGGCAGCGAAGGCAAUUCGAGAAGCAACUGGGAAGGAUUUGAUCAAUCGUAAGCUUCCUGUUGGAACAAAGGCAGCAAAAUGUAGAUUUGUACUUAUUACGGAAAACACAAACUGGAUUGAUACCGCCAACGAACAUCCGUGGCUCAAAACAGAAAGAUUAGUUGUUAAACCGGAUCAAUUAAUCAAGCGACGAGGAAAACUCGGAUUAAUUAAAGUAAAUGCAGAUUUAAGUACAGUACAAAAGUGGAUUGACCAGCACAUGAACAAAGAACAACGCAUUGGCAAGACAGUCGGAAAAUUAAAAACAUUUAUAAUUGAACCGUUUAUACCGCACAAAUCGGGGGAGGAAGCUUAUGUCUGUAUCUAUUCUCAUCGUACAGCUGAUACAAUAUUAUUUCAUCAUCAAGGUGGUAUCGAUAUCGGAGAUGUCGAUGCUAAAGCUUUGAAAUUAGAUAUACCGGUUGGUGGUGAGAUGCCUGAUCGAUCUACAUUGAUUGAUAGACUUUUGAUUAAUGUGAUGGACGAUAAAAAAAUGGUCAUUGCUGAAUUCAUAGAAUCUCUUUAUAAGCUCUACGUUCAUUUAUAUUUCACGUACUUGGAAAUCAAUCCAUUAGUGAUAACGGAUACCGCAAUUUAUGUUCUCGACCUCGCAGCCAAAUUAGAUACUACGGCGGAUUUUAUAUGUAAACCAGAUUGGGGAGAGAUCGAUUAUCCACCGCCAUUUGGAAGAGAUGCUUAUCCUGAGGAAGCCUAUAUAGCUGAUUUGGAUGCUAAAUCUGGCGCAAGUUUAAAGCUGACGAUUCUUAAUCCAGACGGUCGCAUAUGGACUAUGGUUGCUGGCGGUGGUGCAUCAGUGAUAUAUUCAGAUACAAUUUGCGACUUGGGAGCAGCUGGUGAAUUGGCCAAUUAUGGUGAAUACUCUGGCGCUCCUAGUGAACAACAAACUUACGAAUAUGCAAAAACUAUAUUGAGUUUGAUGACAAAAGCAAAGCGUUCUGAUGGGAAAGUACUUAUUAUAGGAGGAGGAAUUGCCAAUUUUACAAAUGUAGCUGCGACAUUUAAAGGCAUUGUUAAAGCUCUUCAAGAAUAUCAAUCUAAGCUAGUGGAAUAUGAUAUAAGAAUUUUUGUCAGAAGAGCUGGACCUAAUUAUCAAGAGGGCUUAAGGUAA